Molecule: messenger RNA, 2784 nt
Organism: Humulus lupulus (European hop)
Lineage: Eukaryota; Viridiplantae; Streptophyta; Magnoliopsida; Rosales; Cannabaceae
Exons: 6
Coding region: 1-2784 (927 amino acids)
Molecular function (GO): catalytic activity
Source: RefSeq, a predicted model, not a curated record
AUGGAUAAUUGCAAUAUUUUGAGCUGGAACUUGAGAGGGCUGAAUAGUUCUAAUAAGCAUAACUCAGUUAUAGAUCUUUGUAGUAGGUAUAAAAUAAGAGUUGGUGGUUUCUUAGAAACAAAAAUGAAGGGGAAUAAAAUUAUAGAGUUCAUGGAGCAAAAACUUCCUAAUUGGGAGUUUUAUACUAGUUCAGUCACUGAAGGCAGAAUUUUGAUAGUUUGGAGGAAGGUUUUCGUAAGGGUUACGAUUCUUGAGAAGUCUAAUCAGUUUGUUCACUGCUUGGUCAAGAUGGCUGGUCAGAAGCAAUUUUUUUAUGUUACUUUUGUCUAUGGGCUUAAUUCGAUAAAUGGCAGGAGGAGUUUAUGGGAAGGGUUACAACGGUUAUCUCUCUUGGAUAAAGCGUGGAUUAUAUUAGGGGACUUCAAUGGCCCUUUUUCUGGUAUGGACAGAUCUGGUGGGAAUCCAAUUUCAGCUUUGGAGUUGACAGAUUCUCUUCGUUGGCUUGAGGAUACUCAUGUUGAAUCUCUAAGGAGUUUACGUUCUUUUUUCACUUGGACUAAUAAUCAAAAUGGUCCAACAAGAAUCUAUUCUAAAAUUGACCAUGUUUUCAUGAAUGAGACUUGGCUUGAUCUCUUUCCUCAUUCUAAUGCUGUUCUUAGAUGGGAAGUUGUUUUAGAUCAUUGCUCUUGUGUUGUUAACAUUCUACCUAUGGAGAAUUUGGGUUUUAAAUUGUUCAGAUUUUACAAUUUUUGGGCAGAUCAUCAUGACUUCACUGAGGUGGUUAUGAACAGCUGGAGGAUGCCUAUUCAGGCUACUGGUUUAAGGGCUAUAUUCUUAAAAACUUUGAGGCUGAAGCAUAGGUUAAAAACUUUUAAUAGAGAUAAUAUUGGUGACAUUAGGUUGAACUAUCACACGGCUAAGGAGAAUUACCAAGAAGCUCAACUUCAAGCUCAAUCUCAUCCUUAUGACUUUAGUUUUCAGAAAGUGGUGAAGGAAGCUGCUGAAGCUUUUUCGGUUCAGAAGAAAAUGUUCCAUAGUUUCUUGACUCAAAGAAGUAAACUAACUUGGUUAAGGCAGGGUGAUAUGAAUACUUCUUUUUUCCAUGCUUAUUUGAAGAAGCGUAGAGCGGAAAAUGGUAUUGCUUCGUAUAUCAAUGAUCAAGGUAAUCUGGUAGACAAUUUCCCUGAAGUUGUUUCUCACUUUGUUGAGCAUUUCAGAGGCUAUUUGGGGAGCCCGAGUUCUGCUACUGGAAGGAUAAAUUUACAGUGUAUAGCGAUGGGAUCUAAGCUCUCAGUUGAUCACCAACUGAUGCUCUUAAAACCUUUUUCUCGUAAGGAAAUUCGAGAUGCUUUAUUUGGUAUUUCCAUCACUAAGUCCCCGGGACCAGAUGGUUUUGGUUCUGGUUUUUUCAAGGUAGUCUGGCAGGAUAUAGGGGAUGAAGUUUGCUCAGCUAUUAGUCAGUGCUUUGACACAGGGUGCUUUCCUUCUGAGCUUCAUGAAACUUCUCUGUCGCUGGUCCCUAAGGUGGCAAAUCCAUCCCGGGCUAUAGACUAUAGACCUAUUGCUUGUUGCUCUACUUUGUACAAAUGUAUUGCCAAGCUUUUAUGUUCGAGAAUGGCUUUAGUCCUUCCUGAGAUUAUUCAGCCGAACCAGGGAUCCUUUAUAAGGGGUCGUUCUAUUGCUCAUAACAUCAUGAUUUUUCAGGAUCUUAUCAAAAACUAUGGGAGAGCUUCUACUUCACCAAGAUAUAGAUGGAUAAUGGUUUGUUUGCGGAAUACUUCUUACUCUUUGCUCAUGACUGGUAGAGUUCAAGGUACUCAUUCAGCUGUUAACACUCUUAAAGAUGUUCUUGUGGAAUUUAGUUCUGCUACUGGUGUCACUACCACAGAGAGAAAGCAUAUUGUCCAAGAGAUUCAACUCCCGGAAGGCUCCUUUCCUGUGAAGUACCUUGGGGUGCCUAUGAGGCCAACUAAGUGGAGACAUGAAGACUGUGAAAUUAUUCUUCAGAAAAUUAGAUUGAGACUUCAGUCUUGGACUAGCAGACAUCUAUCUUUUGCUGGCCAAAUGCAACUCAUUCAUUCAAAGGUUUGCCUUCCAAAAGCUUAUGGUGGUCUCGGUUUCAGAGAUGGAGCCAAUUCGAACAGAGCUAUUUUAGCUAAAUAUAUAUGGGCUAUUUCUGAAAAGCCUGAAGAUUUAUGGGUUAAAUGGAUCAAUGCUAUAUAUCUUAAAGGUUUUAACUUCUGGAAUUAUACUCUGAAAUCAGAUAGUAGCUGGUAUUGGAGGAAGUUAUGUCAUAUCAGGGAAAAAUUUAGUCAUGCUGAGAUUCUUGCUGCUGGUUUUCUUGGGAGAUUUCAGCCUUCAAAGCUUUACAACAGCUCUCUAAAUCAGCAGCUGGUGGGCUAUUACCAUGCAGUUUGGUGUAAGCUUACCCUUCCUAAGCACAUAUUCCUUCUUUGGCAGGUGGUCAAUGCUCAGUUGCUCACCAGGGACAACUUAAUCCGGUUACACAUUCAGGUGACAAACCUGUUUUUUCCGGUCUGUGGGAGUCACUUUGAGAGUCACCCUCACCUCUUCUUUGAUUGCUGCCUCUCUAAGCAGAUACUCAAUAUCAUUUUUGACUGGCUUGGAUUCAUAGCUUGGCUCAGUGACUUCAGUAGCUGGGGUGUCUGGCUUGCUAGAGCUCGGCAUGGAGCAAUUGCUUCAAUUAUGAACUUGGUUGUGGCAGCUGUUAUUUACAGCAUAUGGAGGAAUAGAAAUAGGUGUUUUUUUAUGGCUAUUCUUUGA